This is a messenger RNA of Macrobrachium nipponense, 357 nucleotides long. RefSeq names its product S-adenosylmethionine-dependent nucleotide dehydratase RSAD2-like. Gene Ontology annotation, molecular function: 4 iron, 4 sulfur cluster binding. NCBI's taxonomy places the organism in Eukaryota, Metazoa, Arthropoda, Malacostraca, Decapoda, Palaemonidae. The record is from RefSeq and is a predicted model, not a curated record.
UACGUUGGGGAGAUGGUCCGCUACUGUAAAAGGGAACCUUCACUGCCCUCUGUCACGAUAGUCUCCAAUGGCAGUUUGAUCAAAGAAGACUGGUUCAGGGAAUUUGGAGAGGACCUUGACAUUCUGGCAUUGUCUUGCGACAGUUUUGUGCCUGAAACAAACGCCCUGAUUGGUCGUCAGCAGGGAAAAAAGAAUCACCUGGACAGUCUGAAGAAAGUGAGGCAGUGGUGUGCGCAGUAUAAAGUUGCCUUCAAGCUAAACACAGUCGUGAACAUACACAAUAAAGAUGAAGAUAUGUCUUCUGAGAUACUGGAACUUAACCCUUUGCCGUUGGAAGAAACUGGUAAAUUUACCUGA